AUGGAUACGGGAAAGAUCUCAGAAUACCUUCCUGAUGCAGCUACCUGUACUUUAUGCAUGAAUGUCUUCCACGACCCAGUGACUUUAACCUGUGGCCAUAACUACUGCCACACUUGCAUCCAGAAGCACUGGGGAGGGGCUCAGAGCAACGUGGUAUGCCCUCAGUGCCAGCAGAGUUUCGAUAACGUGACCCUGACGGCCAACAGGCAACUGGGCAACGUUGCCUGGCUAAUCAGAAAGCUGCAAGAGAAGGGAGUGUUGAAGAAACCCAACAGGGGAGUUUGCGAGGCCCACAAGCAGCUGUUGAUUGUCUUCUGCCAGAAUGACCAGGCUCUCCUCUGCGCCGAGUGUCGGAAGUCCCAGGAUCACACGGACCAUGUCCUUGCUUCUCUGGAAGGGGCAGCCCAAACUGCCAAGAUCAAAAGCAGCACCUGGUCUCCAGUUGCAAUGACAGCUUCUUUCUUCCAGACCGAAGUCCGAGUGUUUCUGGACCUUCUGAAAAUCCAGAAGGCCCACAUCCGAGACAGCUUUUUAGAUGUGAAAAUGGAAAAAGAAAACCUGGAGAAACUUAUGGACCGUGACAAUCAGAAGUUUAGCUCGGGAUAUAAGGAGAUGUAUGAGAUGGUGAAGACGGUUCAGCUGGACCAGAUGAGGGCAGCCAAAUGGAUCAAUGAAGAGAUGGAGCAAGAGCUGGCCAUCCUGGCCAAGAACCACCACGAAGUCCGGGCCUUCGCGAAGGAGCUGGAGAGGAAAUUUGAAGAACCCGCUUAUGAAUUCCUGAAGGAUAUCAAAGAGGUGAUGGCCAGGUGCAAAGAACUUCUGGCUCAGUUUCCCGAAGGAAUCUUCCCUCCCUUCAAAGAGAAAAUGUGGGAUCUCUCCCUCAGAAGUCUUUUUGUGCACAAUACGUUGAAGAGGUGCAAAGAUGCCCUUCCACUGGUGUCCCUGACGGAAAGAGCCGACGUGACCAUGGACCGCCUGACCGCUCAUCCCCACCUGCUGCUGUCCGCCUCCAAGAAGAUCGUGACCCACGACGCCACCCCCAGCGGCCUGCUCCCCGGCCGCCGGGCCUUCGACACCACGCCCUGCAUCCUGGCGGAGAAGGGGUUUGCGGCGGGACGACACUGCUGGCAGGUGGAGGUGACCUCGAGCGGCCAGGGCUGGGCCUUCGGGGUGAUGAAGGACUCGGUUUGCAGGAAGGGGCCGGUGACCAUCUCUGAGGACGAGGGCAUCUGGGCGCUGCUGCCCGAGCACUUGCCCGCCACCGAGCCCAAGUCCGGCACCUGCCGCUUCCGCCUCUACCUGGACUACGAGGGCGGCACCGUCCAUUUCUUCGAUGCGGCAACCCGGGAGCCGGUGGCGCUGCUCUCCUACGCCGUCUUCCUGGGCGAGAGGAUCUUCCCCUUCUUCAAGCUGGAGGAGCCCAACUCCCAGAUGCGCAUCGUGCCCUGAGGAUGGGGGAGAUGGGGGCUGGCCGCCUCAGUCUCUUCUGGAGGGACGAAGGCACUUCGGGUCUCUAACACCCGGGUGGGGCAGGGAGAUUUGGUGUCUGCUUGAAGGGGGACCGUGGCCACAAUUUGGAAAAUGAAAUGAAUAAAGGUGACGACGUUUUUAACCUGGGA
Messenger RNA from Pantherophis guttatus, 1619 nucleotides. Lineage: Eukaryota; Metazoa; Chordata; Lepidosauria; Squamata; Colubridae. The record is from RefSeq and is a predicted model, not a curated record.